Messenger RNA from Danaus plexippus (monarch butterfly), 651 nucleotides. RefSeq lists its product as uncharacterized. The transcript has 3 exons. The record is from RefSeq and is a predicted model, not a curated record. The coding region runs from base 67 to 489 and encodes 140 amino acids. NCBI's taxonomy places the organism in Eukaryota, Metazoa, Arthropoda, Insecta, Lepidoptera, Nymphalidae.
CCAUUUUCCUCGUUGGCAUAUUAACGAACAGCUCUUGUCAUUGUUUAGUGCAGUGAUUUAACAAACAUGUUUUUAGUUCUUAUUACAAUUACAUUGGCAUUAACCGCUAAUAUCGAAGGAAAGUUGAACGCAAAAGCUAAAGCAACACCUCCGCAUUGUACGCAGGUUACUAAAGACACUGAUUAUUCAUCGCGCUACAAACUAGACUAUCCUGUAGCAUACAUUAUACCAGGACAACAUGAGGCGUAUCAACAGAUGUAUUGUAUAAAUCCACCGGCUGUGAAUAAAGCGGUAACUGUAGUGUGCGAUUGGGCCGCCCCGCCGCAGGUGCAAUUCACACUGGGCGAUGACUAUAUGCACGUGGUACGACAGGAUCCUAGCGGACGAUUCCUCGGGAACGCCGUCAUCAAUACCUACCAGUUGUGUAGCCAUAAUAUAUCUCACGUAGAUAGCAAUUCCUUGGAUGGCCCUGUUGUUACUGAAUAUUAAUUAAUGAAGGAAUGAGAUUACUAAAACUAUAUGCAAUUACACUUGCUAAAGAACUAAAAAGUAUGAUAUAAAAAUCUCGAUCAAAUAUUCUUUAUUAUGAUCAAAGAGAGAGAUUUGCAAUUACAUUAUAGGAAGAAAUAAAUGAGUUCAAAAAUUUUACAA